This is a messenger RNA of Drepanopeziza brunnea f. sp. 'multigermtubi' MB_m1, 351 nucleotides long. RefSeq names its product 40S ribosomal protein uS10. Lineage: Eukaryota; Fungi; Ascomycota; Leotiomycetes; Helotiales; Drepanopezizaceae. Gene Ontology annotation, biological process: translation. Gene Ontology annotation, cellular component: cytosolic small ribosomal subunit; ribosome. The record is from RefSeq and is a predicted model, not a curated record. Gene Ontology annotation, molecular function: structural constituent of ribosome; RNA binding.
AUGUCUUACCAAAAGCCCGAGAAGGAGUUCGGCGAGGGCCCAAAAACCCACAAGAUCCGUAUCACCUUGACCAGCCGCAACGUGCAGUCUCUCGAGAAGGUCUGCACUGAACUCAUUGACCGCGCAAAGACCAAGGAUCUCCGUGUCAAGGGCCCCGUCCGUCUCCCAACCAAGACCUUGAAGGUCACCACCCGAAAGACCCCCUGUGGUGAGGGUUCCAAGACCUGGGAUACCUUUGAGAUGAGAAUCCACAAGCGCCUCAUCGAUCUCAAUGCCCCUACUGAGGUUGUCAAGCAAAUCAUCAUCAACAUCGAGGCCGGUGUCGAGGUCGAGGUCACCAUCGCUGCUUAA